Linepithema humile (Argentine ant) is the source of this 4010-nucleotide messenger RNA. RefSeq names its product glycoprotein 150 (gene Gp150). Lineage: Eukaryota; Metazoa; Arthropoda; Insecta; Hymenoptera; Formicidae. Gene Ontology annotation, molecular function: protein binding. The record is from RefSeq and is a predicted model, not a curated record.
ACGCAGUCGAUCGGCAACCUCGACGCGUUCUCGAGUCUUUCGUUCCGCUUGAGCUCGAACUCAAACUCUUACCCAGGUGGCGUGCCAGUGCUCACCUGUCAGCGUCAAUUUUUACCUGAGAUCCUCUACCAAGUCGGGGACUAGCCCGACCAAUCGACGUGCCCGACCCUGGGGCCCCACGCUCGGCACCCAUUGCGUUUCUCGAACGCCUCGAAUACGCUCGGCUCGAACAGGCGUUUAGUUCAGGAAUUCCACCGUGUGCAAUAACAAGAGCAGCAAUCUUGCGUAAACCGAUCCUCCCGCUUUGCGCACAGUUCGUCACGAGAUCGUCCACAUUGGAUCUUUUGCUCGCUGGAACGUCAUUCAACAUUCGUAGAGCAGGAUAAACAGCAAGAUGGAAGUCAUGGCAGCUCGGCUGCUGACCAUCUUCCUGACAGCCAUUGCUGUCGCAGCCGCCGUUCCCACGACUUCAUACUCUACUACGGAAAGUCCUAUUUCUUCUACAUUCGCAAGCCAAGUAAAUGCAACAACUGCCGCAAAUCUAAACCCAACACCGAGCGACAAAUUAUUAGACUACGCUAGGCCUUUCGCGAAUGUGAAAGACAUAUUGAUGCAAGAAAUUCACGAUUUAGAUAAAGACGCUCCAGAUGCCAAGAUCCAGGAAGAAGUGGCGGAGACCCUCAGGGCCGAAGCACAAAGAGACCGCACAAUUAAGACGACCGUAAAACCGACGACGGAAAAAGCGCUGAAAGUUGAGGACAUAAAGAAAUUCGAGGACAUGCCGUACGAAGAUGAUCUCAGCGACGAGGAAAACGAGAACGAUGAGUACGACGAGAACGACGAGAACGACGAGAAUGACGACGAUCUCGACGACGACGAAGGAGUAAUGAUGCAGUGCCCUGAUUACUGCAAAUGCGCCGGGCAAUAUGCCUCCGCUAUGUCAGCAACAUGCGUGAAAUUAGUUGAUGGGCAAUCCUUCGCGCCGGGCAUCGCGCAUUUGCGAAUUGAAAACGCCGGCCAGAUUCGUCUGGGACCGAAUGCUCUGCGAUCUCGCGGUCUUCAACAAUUAGAAACCAUCACCAUCAGCGACACGCACAUAAUCGAGUUAGACCGCUCGGCCUUCAACGGCCUCACAUACCUAUUCACCGUGAACUUGACGCGGAACGGUCUUCAGGAUAUUCAUCCAAACACUUUCCAGAACAACACGCAACUCGGCCUGCUCACGAUCGCCGGUAAUCCGCUGAAGCACAUGCUAGACUCAAAGACCAGACACUAUCUGCUGCACGCAUCAUCGAUGACCGAACUUGACUUUUCGAAUAAUGGAAUAACGAAGCUGAAACGCACUGCCUUCGUUAAAAUGCCUGACCUCAAUUUCAUCAAUUUACACGGCAAUAAGUUGAAAAAUAUCGACUUCAGGCUCUUCGAUGAGUUGGACUCGCUCAUAGAUGUGAAUCUCUCAGAUAAUCUUCUGGAAGAUUUGCCGCUUGGGUUGUUCGUUGAUAAAUACAUCCAAACUCUUAACAUCGCUGGAAAUAAUUUUACGACGUUGGAGGACAUAAGUUCUCAUGAGAUGACGGUGCUCGAUGCUUCGAGAAACAAGAUCAAGGCGAUCGGCAAAGAGGAUCUGGAGGGUCUUCCAUCGUUGGAACAAUUACACAUCAGAUCAAACAAUUUGAAGAGGAUCCAUCAACACGCUUUCAGCAAACUCUACGAGUUAACGUAUCUGGAUAUCAGCGAUAACAGGCUCACGUCGUUGACCGACCAUCACUUCAAAGACAUUGCAAAGUUACAAAUUCUACUGAUGAAUGACAACCCCGCUUUGCAGACUCUGCCGAUUUUCAAAACCUACGGUUACACUUACAACUCAUUUAGCAUCUACCGUUUCGAAUGCGCGAACUGCGGUCUGGAUAAUCUUGAUGCAGAGACGUUCGAGCAAAUGCCGACGUUGACUCGAUUGAAUCUUGCGAAGAAUCGUUUGACCAGCAUACCCGCUGGACUCCUCAAUCUUCCGUCUCUUCAAGAAUUGGAUCUUUCCGACAAUAUUAUCACCUUUCUCGAGCCAGACAUGUUCCACGGCGCCAAAAGCUUGGACAAACUGAGUCUCGCCCGCAAUCCGCUGAGGACAUUGCAAGUGGAGCCGUUCCUCAACUGUCCCGAUCUCAAAAAGCUGGACGUGAGCCAUUGCAACUUGGAGCGCGUCUGGAGCGAAGCUAGAGUGCCGUUGCCGAAUCUACGGUUCCUGUCGGUUCGCGAAAAUCUUUUACGGCGAAUCACCGUCGAGGAGCUUCAAGCUACGCCGAAACUCACUGGUCUAGAUCUGUCGCGCAAUCCCUUGAAUUGCGACAAUGAAUUCACCGAAGCUGUACAAUAUCUCACCGAUAACGGUAUUGUGCCGACGGAAACAUUCAGUCAUGUCAACGAUUUUGAAUUCAACAUCGAGAACGAUGCCGAUUCCAAGGGCAUCAGCGAAUGGACGGAUCUAGCGAAGAUAGUUUGCGAUGGAAUCGACGCUGGCCCACCGAGCAGACCGAUUCCUAAAAAGAGCGAGCAGCCGAAAGUUCUUCUAGGACUCGACGUUCCAGAGAACUCAGACUCAGAUACCCUGAGAAACGAGCUUGAUAAGGACGAGAACCUGUUAAAGCUCGAGAUCGAUCAUGGAAUGCGGGAGGUCGAGGAUCCACGACUUCUGGAAGAUCAAGAAUACGAGGAAGACUUCACGAUUACGGAAUAUCACUCUUGGUACAACCUGAGGCCCGGCUUUAAGGUCUGGCUGGUUUCCGGCACGGUUCUAUCCGUUCUAGUCGUCUUCCUGCUGGUAAUGCGCAUUGCUUGCUUCUUGGCAAACAAACGUGGACGAGGUCCCGUCCUCAGGCCACCUAUGAUCCUACGUCAAGGUCUGAUCGACAACAAGAACUGCGGUUUGGUGUACAAACCGCUGCACGAAGAAAUAGCAACGCCUCAUAUGCCAAAACGAGGUAGCUUCUACUCAAGCAGUACCUUCCAUUACGACAAAAUCGUGCCAGAGAGUGUAUAGAGAUAAAUUCCUGAUUAAUCAAGUGGCCAAUUACGGGGCGAUCGGUUGACGUGAUUGGUCGUGGAUGCGGGCCGCCGAAGACUACUCUCACAAACCAAGAGAAAUUCUUUACAGACUGUUAUCGGGUGAUCGACGGGAGCGGAUUCGAGAAAAUAUGUAGACUCGAGAGAGAAAAUACAUUCGAGAAAAUAGAUUCAAAAAAAUAGAUUCAAAAAAAAAUAGACGAGCGAGUAACUUUAUCGCGAAAAUAUAUAUCUUUAGUUUCCAAUCAAAAUGAUUAAUUUCUUUUCUUUUGGUUCGAUCAUAGCUUGCUAUAUUGUAAGCUUGCGUAAACUGAUUUCCAUUGAAUCAAUAUAAAAAAUGGACGAAAGUCCAGAUAAUAAUAAUUAUGAGCAUUUAAUUCGAUCUCGUAGAAAUGCGAUUUACCGAAACGCACAUUUCACGGGCUACAAAAAAACGUGAUUAAUAGAAGUGUUUGUUGUUUGUAUUAACGCGAACAUGAUGCCUGAUAGAAGUAAGAUAUAAUCGACAUUCACAAUAACUUAGAUAUAAGCAGCAGUGCUAUCUUAUAAUCGAUGAGUAUAAAUUUUUUUGUAAGAAAGUUUAGAUCACUUUUGUGUAGAGAGCUACGAAAACUUUCAACAAAGUACUUAUUAUUUAUAAACUUGAAGCUUACAGCAAUUUCCCGUCGGAUAAACAUACUGGCCGACGAAUUUUUAAACAUAAAAAUAAAAAAUGCCUAGAUGUAUUUAAUUUAAUGAAAAAAAUAAAAUAAAGAGUUUACAUAAAAAAUUAAAUAAAGAGGUACAAUUUAACGAUAAUUUCAAUAUCGCAGAAAUUGUGCAAAAAGCGAUUGGUGAUGGACGAACGAAUGAAUUACGUAUCAUGGAUGUACAAUUUUAUAUAAAACAAUAAAUUAAGAGCUUCCAGUAGAACGCCAGGUUAUAGUAAUAUAUAUCAAUAGUAUCGUAAAAAA